AUGGAUAAUACUGACGAAAUCGCGAUCCCAAAAUGGGUUUCCUUCACCAAAGAGUGGCAUACAAAACCAUACCCGGAUAUUUCCCCUAGUCGUAGGGGCCUGUCGGCUACUGGGAAGAACGUUGUUAUUACAGGAGGAGGUACAGGCAUUGGAAAAGCUGUUGCUAUCGCGUUUGGACAAGCAGGGGCCAGGAGUGUCUCUAUCCUAGGAAGGCGUCUGGAUAGACUGAAAAGCAGCGUCAUUGCGAUUUCGGCCGCAGCUCAGUCACACACUGAAGUUCUUUAUAGAACAGUAGAUCUUACCGACCGUGCGCAGGUCGAAGACGCACUUGCGAGCAUUACGAGCGCAGUAGGCAAAGUGGACAUAUUUGUUAACAAUGCAGGCGCGCUCCCGCCGCUGAAGCCAGUGGCAAAAUACGAUGCAGCGACAUUUAUGCGAGCCUUUGAAAUGAACGUCUUGACAUCGCUCAACGCCAUUCAAGCAUUCCUUCCUUUAGCCGGGGCUGAUCCAAUACUGCUAAACAUAUCAACCAACCUCGCUCACAUCAAACCUAUGCUAGGCAUGUCAGCAUAUGCGUCAAGCAAGGCGGGACAGCUUAAGAUGGUCGAGCAUUUUGCGGCAGAGAACCCAGAGUUGCAUGUUGUCAGUAUUCAGCCAGGGGUGAUUGCAACGGAAAUUGCCGGGCCUGACUCUAAUGUACAGGGUCAAGACGAAGUGGAGUUGCCGGGGCAUUUCUGCGUCUGGUUGGCAUCAGCUGAGGCAAAGUUUUUGAAAGGAAAGUUUGUGUGGGCCAAUUGGGAUGUUCGUGAGCUACUACAACGUAAGGAGGAGAUUCGCGACUCGCGGCUGCUCACGGUUGGUCUGGCUGGCGUCGCCAUGUAA
This is a messenger RNA of Trichoderma atroviride IMI 206040, 882 nucleotides long. RefSeq lists its product as uncharacterized. Gene Ontology annotation, cellular component: cytosol. The record is from RefSeq and is a predicted model, not a curated record. Gene Ontology annotation, molecular function: oxidoreductase activity. NCBI's taxonomy places the organism in Eukaryota, Fungi, Ascomycota, Sordariomycetes, Hypocreales, Hypocreaceae.